Molecule: messenger RNA, 249 nt
Organism: Microthlaspi erraticum
Lineage: Eukaryota; Viridiplantae; Streptophyta; Magnoliopsida; Brassicales; Brassicaceae
Source: the annotation of a GenBank genome assembly
AUGUCGAUGGCACCACCACCACCAACUGUCCGGGCUCCUCUGACGAUUCUGAGCUGCGAGUCCACCGAGAACCAUGUUCCUCUGGAUGACUCCAUCGAGCAACGCUUCCCCAAGGUGAAAGUGGACUGGGUCGGUGAGCGAGUCCGCGUAGAGAGCGUCUGCGACUGCAACGGUGGAUGCCGGUUCACUCGUGAAGAAGGUGUACUCGGAGCCGUUGAAGUCAUCGCCAAGCUUACCUCUGCUUUGUAG